This is a messenger RNA of Fonsecaea multimorphosa CBS 102226, 849 nucleotides long. RefSeq lists its product as uncharacterized. Lineage: Eukaryota; Fungi; Ascomycota; Eurotiomycetes; Chaetothyriales; Herpotrichiellaceae. The transcript is spliced from 5 exons. Bases 1 to 849 code for a protein of 282 amino acids. The record is from RefSeq and is a predicted model, not a curated record. Gene Ontology annotation, molecular function: catalytic activity.
AUGGCCACGAAAUUCCAAAGGCUCGUGAGGUUCAGAGCCUCAGACGGUCAAAUCUAUUAUGGUGAAGCCGGUUCUGAUUGGGAAUCUGACCUCAAGGGCAAAGAAGUCCAAGUCUUUUCUUGCCCCGACCCGUUCGACAAUAAUUUCCAAGCCUUGGACAAGAAAGUUGUCAUCUCUGAGGUCCUUUGCCCUUUGGAGAAGGUGCCAAUCGUUCUAGGCAUUGGGCUGAAUUAUAGAAAGCAUGCUGAGGAAGCGGGCUUUCCGAUUCCAACCUUCCCAGUGGUUUUUACCAAAUACCCAGAUACCCUAGCAGGCCCUUUCGAGGACAUCCCUAUUCAUCCUGAAGCAAAGGAGCUAGACUAUGAAGGCGAGCUCUCGAUCGUCAUCGGCAAAGACGCAAAGAACAUUUCCGAGAAAGAAGAUCCCAUGAAGUACGUCCUAGGCUUUACCGUGGGUAAUGACGUUUCGUCCCGUUACUGGCAAGUCGCACCAAGAUCAGGAGGUCAGCACGGCCCUGCCAAAUCCUUCGACAAGUUCGCCCCAAUUGGUCCCGUCAUUGCUUCACCCGAGGCCGUCGUAAAUCCAGAGGGCCUCAAACUACGCACCUGGGUCAACGGCGAAUUGAGACAAGAUGGGAAGACGGAUGAUUUGAUUUUUGGCAUCAGCGCUAUCAUUCGACACCUAGCCAGAGGCAUGACGCUCAGAAAGGGGACGGUCAUAAUGACAGGCACUCCUAGUGGUGUGGCCGCUUUCAUGAAGCCAGCGGCAUGGCUGCGUGAUGGCGAUACGGUAACAAUAGAGAUUGAGCGCAUUGGCAAGAUCUCGAACAAGAUGGUCUUCGAAAGCUGA